AAAAGUUUCCAUUAAAGGGCUAUAGGAGGAAGUGAACAAUGUCAGCCACAGAAGAGGUACACGGGAAAAAGAGACAGCUUGACGAGAUUGAGAUUGAUCUGAGUCAAACUGCGCCUUUGUCAAAGAAGCAAAAACGUUUACUGAGAAAGGGUAAAUUGGACCUGACCAAAUUGGAACAAGCUCAGAAGGAAGAAGCUGAAAGGCUCAUAGAAAAAAAGAAGAAGAAAGAGAAGAAAGAGCCCAAGUUUGGUGUAUGGAUUGGGAACAUGGCAUUUGAUACUGAGAAGGGAGACGUUGUGAGAUUUAUCGUUUCCAAGACUGCUGAAUUACCAGAGUAUUCCACAGAACUUUCUGAUGAUGAACCAUGUAAGGUCACAGAGAAAGACGUGGCAAGAUUCAAUUUGCCAAAUCAAUCUGGCUCGAAGAAGAUUAAAGGUUUUGCCUAUGUCGACUUCAACACCAAAAACCACCAAUUGGCAGUCAUACAGCUAAGUGAACAACAGUUGAACGGGAGAAACUUGCUCAUCAAGGAUUCCAAAUCAUUUGCAGGUAGACCGACAAAGGAAGAUGUUGAACUUUCAAAGAAUCCACCGUCUAGAAUUCUGUUCGUUGGUAACCUCUCCUUUGAUACCACCCAAGAGAUGCUCACUGACCAAUUCCAGCACUGUGGUGAGAUUGUAAAGAUCCGUAUGGCAACUUUCCAGGAUACCGGUAAGUGUAAAGGGUUUGCAUUUAUCGAUUUCAAAGAUGAAGAAGGUCCAACAAAGGCCCUAAAGGACAAAUCCUGCAGAAAACUGCUGAGUAGAACUUUGAGAAUGGAAUACGGUGAAGACAGAUCCAAGAGAACUCCUAACCAUAUAAGUAAGGACAAGAAUGGCUCUGAUGACCGCAAUAAUGUUUCUCGCGGCGAGGAGCCUUCAUCUGCACCUCCUCCAGCUCAUCUCAAGACACACACUGAGAGACCAAUCAGGGAGAGAAAGGUCAGUGACCAGAAGCAAACAAAGAGAAGAAGUGCUCACUCCAGGGCAGACAAGCCUGACCAUAGACAGAAAUCAAGUAUUGCCCUCGCUACUGCACAGAGAGGAAGCGCAGCAAUCGUCAAAUCAACCGGUAAGAAGACAACCUUUGAUUGAACACAUCCACGUACUUGCACAAUCCGGGACAUUGAAGACUGAUCUAUCAACUUACCAGCGCACCAUGUACGGUGCACAUAAAGACAGAACAAGCUUGCAUAUAUAUUGACCGCAUGCUUGUUAUGUAACUAAUCUAUAUCAUCUUCGUAUACAACUUCCAGCGUUGCCCUGUCCUCGUAGU
Messenger RNA from Williopsis jadinii, 1314 nucleotides. It is a transcript of the gene NOP13, whose product is annotated as Nop13p. The coding region runs from base 39 to 1133 and encodes 364 amino acids. NCBI's taxonomy places the organism in Eukaryota, Fungi, Ascomycota, Saccharomycetes, Phaffomycetales, Wickerhamomycetaceae. The record is from RefSeq and is a predicted model, not a curated record. Gene Ontology annotation, molecular function: RNA binding. The transcript has 2 exons.